AUGUCGGAAAAGAAUGCAGAAUCUCAUGAUAAAGGUAACAUGGCAGGUUCCAUAACCGGAGCUGUCCUUGGAUCUGACGCAGGUAACAAGCUUCACCUUGGAAGAGUUGGAGGAAUUGCAAGUAGUGUGUUGGGUUCUGGUCAAGGCAGUAAGUUGGAGGCCAAAAUUAAGCAACAAAUGGACAAAUAA
Molecule: messenger RNA, 189 nt
Organism: Lachancea dasiensis
Lineage: Eukaryota; Fungi; Ascomycota; Saccharomycetes; Saccharomycetales; Saccharomycetaceae
Source: the annotation of a GenBank genome assembly